AUGGAUUUUAUACUCUUCAAAUCGGAUCGGUCCUAUGUGAAUUUGUUCGUUGGAGGAGUAGUCAACUGCUUACAAUGGGACUCAUCCCCGAACCACGUAAAGCACCGUAUGGAUAUCGAUCGAGACGGCGUGCUGUUCAGAGAGGUGAGCGGUUGUCGAUGUGAAGCUGAGUUUUUCGGUCUGGAAGCCUAUCAGAGGAUGCUUCGACGCCGAUUAUGGAAACUAACUGGAAAGGCUGCGUACUACGCAUGUUAUUCGGAUUCCGAAUGA
Molecule: messenger RNA, 270 nt
Organism: Angiostrongylus costaricensis
Lineage: Eukaryota; Metazoa; Nematoda; Chromadorea; Rhabditida; Metastrongylidae
Source: the annotation of a GenBank genome assembly